Messenger RNA from Protopolystoma xenopodis, 306 nucleotides. The record is from the annotation of a GenBank genome assembly. NCBI's taxonomy places the organism in Eukaryota, Metazoa, Platyhelminthes, Monogenea, Polystomatidea, Polystomatidae.
AUGAUACCUUGCUCUUAUGAUGUUCGUCACAUGACGGACGAAAGCUUGGCACCUUUUCACCGGAAUCGAAGGAGAUUGCUUCGGAAACAGCGUCAACAUGAAUGCUACAGUAAAGCCAAUCGACAGCUUGUCAAGUGGAAUCCGUCGUCGUCUUCAGCUAGAAUCGACCUUCGAAUCUCUUCGCCAAACACUUUCACUCGAAAUGGAAACGAGAGAUUCCUCGAAACCCAACUUGUAUUCGCUUCUAUGGAUCAAGCGGAAUACCUGAACCAGGGAGAUAGGAGACGGAAGAGGAUUGCAGAUUAA